AAUUUUGGGAUGCAGGCGCAAGCACGCGGGCGGACGGCGGAGGAGGCGGAGAUGGGGCGCGCGCUGUGGCCGGAGACGGAGGCGGGGUUUGAGGCGCGGCUGGCGGAGUGGCAGGCGCAGGGCGCGCGGAUGCAGAAGGUGGCGGAGAGGAGGAGGGCGAAAUGGGCGAGACAGGCUAGGAGCAAGUGGGCCCGUGCGCAGAGGGCACGGGCUAAGAGCAAGAGCAGUGACGUUUCUGGGGAUGGUGGCAAUGUUGGCAGUGGUGGCAGUGGUGCUUCUGAUGCUGGUGCUGCUGGUGGUGCGAGUGGUGUUGGAGUGGCGAGUCUGACAAAGGACGAGCUGACGGACCUCAUGCCCGGAGGCACGCGAUCCUGGCAGCACCUCAAAGCCACCACCACUGCCUGCCAUCCCUCCUCUUUUCCCACCACUCCCACCACCACUCCCUCUUCCCUUUCUCCCAUCUGAUGCGGAGGAGAGAGAGGAGGGAGAGGAGAGAGUGGAGGAGGGAGAGGAGGAGAGAGUCGCUUCCGGAGUAUGGGGCGCUGCUAGGGAACGACCUGCUGUGCCCGGCUCUUCUCAUCUACAGGUCCUACGGCAUCCAGUUCACUCAGGCAUCAGUGAUCGGCCGCAUUGACGUAUUUCGCUGCGCGUUCACGAAGCUGGACUCACUGUUUGCCAUGGCGCCCUGGGACUAUGCAUACCACCCGGGGGUCAUCCGCAUGGGCAUGAGCGGCAUUGGAUUCAAUCUGACCUCGUCUGAAAACAUCAUUUCCAACAAUGACCUCUUCGGGGCCUGGGAGCUCAUCUAUCUCUAUCGGGGCACCAUCGGAGCCACAGUUCGCAACAACUUUUUGCACGACUACCUCUUUGCGGGCUUCAGGUGCAGUGUGGCGGUGCCUACAAAGAAUAGAGCGGCACGGUGCAGCUCUGCAGUACCCCUUUCCAUCUCCUGGGAGUGUGGUGCGGACGUGCACUUUGCAUGGGACUGUGUGCUGACCACCGUGGCGCACAACUUUGUGUUUUCCCCUCAAAAGAAGAACCUCACGGGGGACUCAGCUGGCAUCUACUUCUGCACGCACUGGUUCAACCCUGGCGUGGACGGGGUGAAGCUCAACAAUGGCAAGCGCAACCACAUCCGCAGCCUGCUCAUGGUGGGGCUGGGGCAGAGCCCCGGCUACAUCACGUGCUUCACAUUUACUGUUAACCACUGCGGGAAGGACCCCGGAUCGUACUGGGAGGCCAUGAGGCAGCUCUACUACAACACGCCUGAGAUCAACAAGGAAUGGCCAUGGAUGAAGCACGCGUGUCGGCAGACGCGCAUCGGUGCAUACAGCUGCAACCCGCGCGGGCUCAAUGCGCUCACGGGGCAGGAGACUGGAGCGUGCAGCGGGCUUGCGACAGAAAACGACGCCAAGUACAUUGUGGUUGAUCCCGACAUGAGUCUGGAUGCGGAGUACCGCUACUGCGAGCGAAACCCUGGAGCGCAUCAUUUGAACUGGCAGGUGGUGUACAGGUACGGUGGCAGCGAAAUGAAAUUCGCCGAUUAUAAAAAUGAGGAUUUUGCGGUUACGGAGGGGUCUGUAGUGCUGGCAAAACACCCGGAGUUUGUUUCGUGUCCGAGGAAGGAUGUGGGGAUCAUGCCAGUGACGAUUCAUUCGUACUACAAGGAUUGGAAUAUCCCGGAGCCGCCUUUCUUCCAGGCCAUGUUGGAUUUGCCUUACGAAAUGGUGUUUAAUAAUGAACUUUACUAGGCUUUAGGUUCAGAUAUUCAGAUUUUAUGGUAUGCCAUAUCGGCUGUUGGGCUGAGAUGAGCCCGUAGGAUCUUUGCAAAGACUAAGUCCCCACAGGGAUGUACUUGCGGAAGCGAGGUGU
Messenger RNA from Closterium sp. NIES-67, 1872 nucleotides. The record is from the annotation of a GenBank genome assembly. NCBI's taxonomy places the organism in Eukaryota, Viridiplantae, Streptophyta, Zygnematophyceae, Desmidiales, Closteriaceae.